CUUGAUGAAUAAUUAGAUGAAUUAAUUUAGACCCUACAAUAACUACAAGAAUGGAAUCAAUAAAGACUGAUGUUAAUAACUACUUGUCUUAAAAAUAUGGGAAAUAAUUUAUAACGUAUUCAAUUCUUUAUUAAAAUCACAAAUUCCAUAGCGUAUGAAUAAUUGAUUGAGAAAUUUCAAAAGAUAGCAUUCGAUGUUUGACAAACUAAGAAAGUACUAUGAAUAGGCAUAAGCACGAGAAGCGAAACAAUAAAAUGCUUUUUUUUUAAGGUUUUGAUUAUGAUUCUAUUAAAAGGAUCACUUUGAUAUUGGGCAAUUAGCAAUAUUUUUAUUAUCAUAGGGUAUUAUCGAUGAUUAUUAGAUCCAAAGCUUCAAGCUGUGGGUAUGACUGUGAAUUGAUAAUAGUAUGGAGAAGCUUGGUCAGAAUCCUAUUCCCUUUGACAGCAAACGUUGUGAAUACCCUAUGUUCUUUUUAUUAGAAGUCAGAUAGAGUUCUGCAUCUUCAAAAUUAGUUAAACGAACACCAAUUGCAAGAUAAAUUUGUGAUUACCAAUAACUGCAUAACCUCUCCAAAUAUCUUGGUAUUAUGUUUGACUUUAUUGGGCUUCUUUUCUGUAUAUCUUGAGCUUGCGUUCAAAUGUGUUACUUUGAUAAAUUCGAGCCAAACUUAUUGAUAUAGUUGCUCUAUUUGAUAUAAUAAAUCUGAUAAAUAAUUUAAUUAGCAAGGCAUGCUUGACUUUUUGUGAC
This is a messenger RNA of Paramecium octaurelia, 747 nucleotides long. Lineage: Eukaryota; Ciliophora; Oligohymenophorea; Peniculida; Parameciidae. The record is from the annotation of a GenBank genome assembly.